Humulus lupulus (European hop) is the source of this 1056-nucleotide messenger RNA. RefSeq lists its product as uncharacterized. Lineage: Eukaryota; Viridiplantae; Streptophyta; Magnoliopsida; Rosales; Cannabaceae. Gene Ontology annotation, molecular function: protein binding. The transcript is spliced from 2 exons. The record is from RefSeq and is a predicted model, not a curated record. The coding region runs from base 1 to 1056 and encodes 351 amino acids.
AUGCAAUGGCUUCUUCUUCUGUUGCUUCUCAUGAGCCCUUUGACAACUAGUGAUUCUCAGAAAACAAACAUCCAUAGUGAGCGCAUUUGCAUGGAUCGCAAGCUAUUCCAAGCUGCAACUGAUGGUGAAACUGAAGUCUUUAGGGAAAAGGUCAGUGAACUCCAACUAUUAUUGACCCCAGACAGAAAUACAGUGCUCCAUGUCCAUAUCAUCACUACUUCAAGAGCCACUAAUCAAACAACCUUCGUGGAAGGGAUCCUGGACUUGUGUCCAGCACUGUUGAUGCAAACUAAUGCAAGAGAAGAGACUCCCUUACUCAUGGCAGCAAGGUAUGGCCAUCACCACAUUGUUGAUUUUCUAAUUGAACGUGCAAAAUUAUCCCAACCACAGGACCUUGAAGAGGACAUCUCUAGUGUCCAAACGAUGAUAAGGAUGAAGAAUGAGGAAGAGGACACUGCGUUGCACGAGGCUGCGCGGUUCGGGCAUCUUGAGGUUGUGCAGAUAUUGACAAGACAAGACCCUCAUUUCUCGUAUUCGACUAAUAAAGCAGGCGAGACUCCACUCUACAUAGCCGUCCAGUGCCGACACCAAGAUUUGGUUAAGGAAAUACUAAAUAAUUGUUCAUCACCAGCUACCAGUGGCCCUAAUGGCAGAACUGCACUGCAUGCAGCUUCUACAAAUAUAGGAAUAACAAAAAUGCUUUUGGACAAAGUAGAUUAUCUGACAAAACAAGCAGAUGAUGAUGGUUUUAUUCCACUGCACUAUGUUGCUUGCUUUGACUCAUCAAAUGUGGUGGAGAUUACAAAAAUGUUGCUAGAAAAUAAUGAAAGUAGUGCAUACAUCAAAAAUAAGAAAGGCAUGACAGCGCUUCACAUUGCAGCUUACAAUGAGUGUUAUGGUGAUAAGAUAAUGAAGGAAAUUCUGGCAAGUUGUCCAGAUAGCUACGAACAAGUUGACAAUGAAGGCAGAAAUGUUCUACACCAUGCUGUGUCGACUACAUGUCUCUCCAACGUAAACUUCAUCUUAGAACAUGCAUCAUUAAUAGGUGGCCAUUAA